Messenger RNA from Saprolegnia diclina VS20, 1438 nucleotides. RefSeq lists its product as hypothetical. NCBI's taxonomy places the organism in Eukaryota, Oomycota, Saprolegniomycetes, Saprolegniales, Saprolegniaceae. The record is from RefSeq and is a predicted model, not a curated record. The transcript is spliced from 2 exons. Gene Ontology annotation, molecular function: zinc ion binding; metallocarboxypeptidase activity. Bases 15 to 1268 code for a protein of 417 amino acids. Gene Ontology annotation, biological process: proteolysis.
UUCAGAAACGCACCAUGAAGCUCACGUGCCUCUCCCUUCUCGCAGCUGCGUUUGCGACCGUCGCUGCGUCACCCGUCUCGCUCAACGAGCUCAACGAGCUCAUUGGCGACAACCAAGUGCGCACGACUGAGCAGCUCCAAGCGAUCCUCGACGACGCCGACGUGAACCGCAAGUGCCACACGACCAACAGCAACUACCUCCCGUCGCUUGCCCCCGGGUCGUACGGCGCGAGCUCGUACCACAACUGCUUCCGCACCGACGCCCAGGUCGACGAGUACCUUGACGUGCUCGUCAAGCAGAACGCCGGUGUCGUCACCAAGUUUCAGAUCUCGACCACGUACACGGGGUUGCCGAUCUGGGCCUACAAGAUCUCGACCGGCGCGCGCCCGUCGUCGUUGUACCUCCAGGCGCUCCUCCACGCCCGCGAGUGGGUCGCCACCUCGUCGGCCGUCCACACAAUCUCGACGAUCCUCGACAACAUUGCGGCCAAGAAGCCGACGCCGGCCGACACGCACGACCUUAUCAUCGUGCCGCUCGUCAACGUCGACGGCUACCGCAUGACGUGGAACGGUGCUCGCUACCAGCGCAAGAGCGCGAACGAGGUCGACCUCAACCGCAACUGGUACACGCCGAUUCCCAACCCGAGCCCGCCGCCGCCGAGCUCGCAGAUCUACCCGGGCCCGUACUACUUUAGCGAGAAGGAGUCGAUCGGCAUCCGCGACUACCUCCUCAAGAACCGCGCGUCGAUCGACGGCUACAUUGAUCUCCACACGUACGCGGCCGAGGUCAUGGCGCCGUUCGGGGACACCAAGCAGCCGGUGGGCGGCGGCCUCGAUGAAAAGUACAAGACGAUGAACACCAAGAUCGCCAAGGCCAUGAGCAAGAACUACCAGGCGACGCUCUCGUACCAGAUGUACCUCUCGUACGGCUGCUUCCAGGACUACGCGGUCCGCGAGUUUGCCGGCAAGCCGUCGCUUACGAUUGAGAUGGACGGGACCGACUUUGUCGCGCCCGCGUCGUCUAUCUUCAAGAGCGGCAAGGAGGUCUACGAUGGCCUCUCGGUCUUUGCCGCCGAGAACGCCGAGUUCCUCGGCAAGAAGCCGACGCCGGCUCCCACCCCUGCCCCCACGGACGCCCCCGUGACGCCCAAGCCGACCCCGGCCCCCACUCCGGUCCCCACGGACGCUCCCGUGACGCCCAAGCCGACGCUGGCCCCGACGCCGACGGUUGUCCCGACGGUCGCCCCGACGCCCAAGCCUGCGUGCUAAGGAGAUAGAGAUCGCGUCGUACACGUUCGAGUGUAAAUGUUGUUGCACAAAAGAUGUUCUACACAGUGAAUCGUUAUGCAAAGACUCUGUAUUGAAUGACUAGGAUCGUUAUGUCAAAUGGUAUAAACAUAUAACUACAUGAACCAUGGUUAUGCACCUGGUUAUGCACA